Apis dorsata (giant honeybee) is the source of this 3260-nucleotide messenger RNA. RefSeq lists its product as uncharacterized. The transcript is spliced from 10 exons. The record is from RefSeq and is a predicted model, not a curated record. Gene Ontology annotation, cellular component: microtubule; cilium. Bases 330 to 2945 code for a protein of 871 amino acids. Gene Ontology annotation, biological process: cilium assembly. NCBI's taxonomy places the organism in Eukaryota, Metazoa, Arthropoda, Insecta, Hymenoptera, Apidae. Gene Ontology annotation, molecular function: microtubule binding.
UACAUGUGUGUGUAUGUAUCGAAUCUUGUAUAGUCUUGCAGCCCUACCGCAGUCUCAAAUAUUGACACGACCUGCGAUGAACUCGUGUAACGUCUUUUGACAUUCAAAUUCGACAUUCGCGCCGGAAGUUGUAUCGCAUCGGAAGAUCGUUGAUUCGUUGGUGUAUGAUGUUCAUUUGAAGAAAACAGCUGAAUAGGUAAAAUUGUCGCGUGUUAAAUAAAUAUUGAUUGAUGUAGAUUAUUUUUCUUUUAUUUUUCUGCGUACUUGAUUAUAUUGUCAUUACCGAUCGUACAAAUUUCUUUUCGCACAAAUCGUGUCGCGCGCCAAUAAUGAUUGGGAGAACAUCAUUAGUGGAACAAAAGAGGAUCCAAUGGGCGAAAGAGAGAGAAGAAAUGGCACGUCUUGGCGGAAGUUGGGGUCUUCUGAAAAAUAAUGUUAAUAUCCGCACCAACAUCCGCACUUAUCCGAAUGGCACAAGAAUGUCCUUAAUGGAAACGAAAGACAAGCAAUCGGCCUCGAAACCUUUUCGUGCUAAUAGACAUUACGGAAGUACCGUCAGCCUGAAGAGCUUGGGAACUGAAAGUUCCGGAAACAGCGGCACAAAUGUAAAAUAUCUGGAUUGCAAUAGUGGUAGCUUGAUAAAUCUACACGAGCAAACGGAAGUAUCGCAAAUCAGACAUAGAAGUCCCAGCUUACCACCAAUUUAUAACAAGGACCAACAGCAAUAUCUUUGUCAGGAUCAACAACGAGAUUUCGCUAUAGAAGGAUUGCAUUACAAUUCCAAAAAACCUCAACGACUAUACGAUCGUUGUGAAAAUUCAAAAAAUAAUCAUUAUGGUCUGCAAGCUGAAGAACGCGAAGGAGAAACUUCCGGUUAUGCCAGUGAUUCUGUAGAGGCACCUGCAUCAGUGAAAACAACAUUUUUACCUGGUUGCAAGUCAUCAGGAACGGAAAUAGCCGAAAAAAUGUGGCAAAAUCCUUAUCAAACAACACCUGAGAGUUCAUUACCACCAUCGAGGAGAUUAUCUGAUGGUAAAAUAGGAGAACUGAACAGGCCAAGGUGGGGUAGUGUCUGGGGUCAAGAGACUUCACAAGGAGACCCACCACCACCUUCUUGGUUGUCAAGAUUAGGACAUUCGAGUCAAGUUUUAGUUAUUAAUCACGAGAGUGCAAGCAGUUCAGAUUGUUCGACAGUUGGUUCAAUUGGAUCUGAUAAUAAAACUUAUCUUCGUGGUCAAAAUAUUCCUGUUGAUACUAAUAUUCUUCAAGAAAGAGAAGCAAAAAGACAGAAAGCUCUAGAACUUCAGAAUGCGAUUAAAAAACAACUUGAAGAGAAAGAUCGACAGAAAAAAGAAGAAAAAGAGCAAAGAUUGAGAGAAGAACGAUUAGAAGAAGAACGAAUCAAACGAGAAAGAGAAAAAGAGAAAGAAAGAUUCGAAGAAGAACAAAGAAGACUAAAAGAACGAGAAGCGGCUAAAUUAAGACAAGCUGAAGCAAUGCGUGAAGUUUUAGAAGCAGCAGAACGUUUGGCAAAAGAACAAAAGAAAUUUCGACGUAAAAGCGAAAAAAGUAAUGAAGAAAAUUCCAUUAUAUCCUCUAGAAGUUCUGAAUCUAAUAUUUUAAAUGAAAAUCAGUUUAAUAAAAAUUGUCUAAAUGUGAAUAGUCAACAAAAUCUAACUAUUAAUAAUGAUGAUGUUAAAGAUAAAAAAGAUAAACAAGAAAUAUUAAAUGAAAAAGAAAAUAAUAAUUUUAAUAACAACAACAACAACAACAACAACAACAAUAAUGAAAUAUUUACCGAUAAUAGUGAUAAUAAUAACAUAUUAGAAGAUUUGGAACAGAAUACGAAUAAUAUAAAACCUGUUCAAGUUCCUGUCAGUAAAGAUGUGGCGAUUGUAUUAAGUGGUCGACUCGAAGAUUCAGAAUUACUCAAUAAAGCGAAUUUGCAAUUAGUCAAUUUAGUAUUAACUCCAACACCAAGACAAUUAGAAAAUAAUUCUAACACAAAUUUACCUGUAGGCUUGAAUAGUCUUAUACAGAAUAUAGGAAAUUCGAAUUUUACUUCAAAUUCUUUCAAAAUUCCACCAAUGAUCGUAGAAAACAGAUUGCUCACGCCAAGCAAGUACAGGAUUACAAAUGGUCGAGAUUUUGGUACACAAACAGAUGUAGAGAACGAUCUUCAAGAUUUUCUGGAAAAAAUGCAGAACUGCACCAUUAAGGAUACUUCUGUAAAGGACCAUAAGGAUGCAACAAAUGCUAGUAAAAGGGAUAUUGAAAAGUCCACUAACAUUGGUUUACCAGAAGAUAUUAUCGUGAAAACUUUCCCUCGAUCAAAAUCUAUGCCCAGAAGAACUAUUGAAUCUAGACCACAAUGGAAUGCUAAUAGACCAGGAACUCGUUAUCGCACGCAGAGUGAAAAAGAUCCUCAUUAUCAACGUCGAUUGCGAAUGAGAAGACGUCAAAUCGAAUCUAGCGAUGAACGCUCUAGGUAUUUAAUUCUGAUUAAUUUUCUAUUAAUUUUUUUACAUCAAGAAUUGUAUAAUGAACAACUCUUCCAUAGAUCACCAUCUCCUGACAGAAGGAAAUUUAUAAAUACUAAAUCGAAAAUUCGAACAUUAAAUAAAUCAAAAGUAAAAAUGGUUACCUAUGAUGCAGACCUUUCGAUGGACAAUUUGAAUUCUACUAUUAUACCAUUGCGAACCGAUAAGAAUGGAAGAAUCAUUAUUGAAGAAAAUAAAUGUGAUUAUAAUGAUAAAAUUCGAUUAAAUACUCAUAUUAAUAAUGUUGAAAAUAUUAAAGAAUCACAAAAUGAAAAUUCUAAUAUCUGGUGCGGACAAGAAAUUUUAUCUAAAUUAUCUACCUUGAAAAAUGGCCUUUUAAUGAAGCAAAUGGAAUGGAAUUCCGAGAGAUGUCUAGUCUCUCCCGUUGCAUCAGAAAUUUAUUAACAAGAAUCAAAUGCCGCGUUUUUGUGCACAUUUUUGUUAUUUUUAUUUUAUUUUUGUAGAAAAUGAGAUUGUACAAAUUACAUAAAAUAAGGAAAGAAUAAUAAUUCAUGUUUUGGAAAAUGAAAAUAAAAAUCUGAAUAUUAUUCUUGGAUUGCAGAUAUAAAUAAUGGCCUUCCAAUUGGACGAUCUUCUAAAGGAAGAUAAGAAGGAUGCAAAUUUAUUACCUGAUCUAAGUAAAGCAAUUUGUAAUUCUCAAGAAGAGUUCCGACGACUUCUGGAGAAUUGUCCUGAAUUUAAAAUUAAACCAGAAAAGGU